Schistocerca americana (American grasshopper) is the source of this 1284-nucleotide messenger RNA. RefSeq names its product zinc finger protein basonuclin-2-like. Gene Ontology annotation, biological process: regulation of DNA-templated transcription. The record is from RefSeq and is a predicted model, not a curated record. Lineage: Eukaryota; Metazoa; Arthropoda; Insecta; Orthoptera; Acrididae. Gene Ontology annotation, cellular component: nucleus. Bases 97 to 1284 code for a protein of 395 amino acids. The transcript has 7 exons.
GCCGAGCAGACCGCACCGCUCGUGCUGUGUACACGCCGCACCACCGUGCGACGCAGCUUCCGCCGGCGCGGGACCAGCAUGAAAGUGCGCUGACCGAUGCGGGACUCCCAGCACUACGUCAUCAUGGGAACAGAUGAAGGCUGCGGUGACGUCAUGACGGCGGAGGAAAAGGCGGCGGAAAUGAGGGAAGAGCUGGGAGACUGCACGCUGCCCCAGUCGACCGUCAAGUCGGAGAAAACCUCCACCACGGGCUUGCGGUGCGCGGCGCCCGCCUGCUUCUGCCCUUCCUUCUGCCCCGGCCAGGAGGUGAUGCGGUCCUGCGACUCCUGCGGGCACGGCUGGCUGUCCCACGCGCUGCCGCAGCUGCCGCACCAGAGCGACGUGGAACACGCGGCCUCCCUGGUGCUCUACGGCUGCCAGGCGCUGCCCAUCCGGCUCAAGAUCCUGCUGGACAGGCUCUUCUCCAGCGUCGGCCGUCGACAGCUGGCCCAGCUGCUGCUCCAGUUCGGCUGGACGCUCGACGACUACGCUCGCGGCUACAUCGUCCGGGACGCGUGCGGCGAGCGGCUGGACUCGUGGCAGAUGUGCUCGGCGGAGGAGGAGUCGGCGCUGGUGCGCGCGUGCGUGCGCUUCGCGGACACGCACUCGCUGGCGCUGCAGCUGCUGGCGGCGUGCGACGGGCCGCCGCCCCACGCGGGGGUGGGCGCCGCCGCCCACCACACGGCGCACGCGCUGCCGCCCUCGCCCGCCAGGACGUCGCCGCCCGCCUCCCCGCCCCAUGCCGCCCCCGGCAAGGUGCGGCUGCCGCCGCUGGAAGUCCUGCAGGACGCCGCCCCUUCGCCGCUGCUGGCCGCUUCCCCCUCGCCGUCGACGUCCGCGUCGCUGUGGCCGGGCACGCGCGGCAGCUCCACCCCCGCCGUCCUGGCGUCGCCCGGCGCCAGCAUUUCCGACGGUGGAUCCUCGGAAGAGUGUAACGGCGCUUACGAGACUGCGCUCGACCUGAGCCGGGAUGGCUGCUCCCCGAGGCCAAAAUCGGGCUCCGGGAAAAUGGGCAAGGCGUCCGGCUGGAACUCCAGGAGCGGAGGCGUGAGUGCGACGGAGAUGCAGUCUGGCGGUUCCCAGGGGAAGCCUGCGCUGGGCAAGAAGCGAGUCCAGUGCAACGUCUGCCUCAAGACCUUCUGCGACAAGGGCGCGCUCAAGAUACACUUCUCGGCUGUCCACCUCCGUGAGAUGCACAAGUGCACGGUACGUAUCUCACUUGUACCUAAGUGCACUUUUCACUGA